GCAUCAUCAUCAUCAUCAUCUCGCCAGCGCAGAAGAGUUUGGUCGCUCUUGUGACUGGACGCUCGCUCGGUGACGUGAAGCGUCGCUACAGGACGCCAGAGGAAGUGGAUGCACGCAUGCGCGUACACGUGUGGCAGGCUCUCUGAACGGAGCAGCUUCCACGACAGGUUGGACUGGUCAGCAGGCGGCAGCUUUGUCAUUGAGUGUUGGUGUAUAUUUUGUGCCAGUGACGGCUGAAAGUUCCCAGAAACUUUCUUUGCUGAUAUGGACGAUGCAGUGAUUUCAGUCGAGGAGUUCCAGAGACACAAACAAGACUGAUCUUGUUCAAGUCUGCUUUCGCGGAUUGCAUAUAUUUAAUAAAAUACAAAAAGAAGGAGGUUUUGACUGCCAUUCGGGACUGUGCAUCAGCUGUCAAACGUCACUGACAAAGUGCAUGUCUCUGGUUGUAGACAACAAGUUCCUGUUCUGUGGAGUCUCAGUUGUGAGUCACACGCUCCUGCGAGUCCUGUAGGACACUCCAUGGAGGACAGCGAAGGGUCGAGACUCAGCGACAGCGCCGCGCCCCCAAACUUUCUUGACUGCGGCCACGACACUGCCAACGCCAUCGACCCCGCCGACGACGCCAGCCUGGACAGUGGCGCCUCCACGAGAGCCAGCCACAAGCAGAAGGCCGGCCACAAGGCGCGGCGGUACAGCAAGUCGCGAACUCGCUGCCGUAGUCCGGCGCUGGUCAUGAGGCUGAAGCGGAACCGGCGGCUGAAGGCCAACGACCGGGAGCGGAACCGCAUGCACAACCUCAACUCGGCCCUCGACACCCUUCGACAGGUGCUGCCCAGCUUUCCUGACGACUCGAAGAUGACGAAGAUCGAGACCCUACGGCUGGCCAACAACUACAUCUGGGCCAUUGACGGAGACCAUCAAGUACCUGGACGUUGGCGGCAGCAUGGAGGGCAAAAACCGUUGCUUCCCAUGUCCCCCGGCUUGCAGCACGACCCUCGGGGUUGUUGCCUCAUCCCCAGCUCCUCCUCCGCAUCCGCUAUUUCUUCAUCUUCUUCGUCGUCGUGUUCGUUGUCGCAGGCCGGGCUGACCUUCUCACCGAUCAGGCUGACCUCGUGCGGCGGUGGCAGUGGGAGGGUGCCUGAUGCAUGCUCCUUCGCCACUUACCGCCGAUCACGUGCCAGUGUGUGUGUCGUCCGUACGAACGGUAUGCGGUGCGGCCAGGAGUUUGAACACGAGCGCCCGGAAUAUUUCCUUACAUCUUGACCACCGUUCCAGGUGUUUCCAAUUUGACUUUUGACACAUAGCGCAGGUGUGUGCGUGUGUUUGUAUGCGUGUGAGUGAGCGCGCACGUGCGUGGGAGUGAACAAGUGAGUGUGAGUGUUUGUUCUUAAGCUGCUAAUUGUAUGUCAGUGUUAAUUAAUUCUUGUCUCGCUCGGGUGGACGCCAAAAUAAGACGGAGGAUCAGCUUGCAGUGAGUUGAGUGCCCCUGGAGAGCUGAAAAUAGUUUUGUAACACUGCUCCUGAGCUUUGUUGUGGGCGUCAUCGCCAGAACUGUCCGGAUACCCACGUGGACGGUGUGCAUGGGUUUGUGGGUUUGUUCACGUGUGUGUACAAAUGAGGCGGAGAAUAGGAAUGUGACGGACACACAGCCGGACAGAGUGAGACACGGAGACAAUGAGUGGAAGCUUCAGAGUGAGACAUAGAUGUGUGUGGAGAGAGAGAGAUGGAUUUUGUCAGCAUAGACAUGUACAGAA
Molecule: messenger RNA, 1754 nt
Organism: Pomacea canaliculata
Lineage: Eukaryota; Metazoa; Mollusca; Gastropoda; Architaenioglossa; Ampullariidae
Product: neurogenin-1-like
Molecular function (GO): protein dimerization activity
Source: RefSeq, a predicted model, not a curated record